UUCCUCCGCCGCCUCCGCCCUCUUGCCUCCGUCGCCUACCCCACCCUCCGCAGCCUCCUCCAUCCUCCUCGUUCCUCUUCCUCCCUCUUCUCCACCCGCGCCUCCACCUCCUCGCUUAACGACCCUAACCCCAACUGGUCCAACCGUCCACCGAAGGAAACUAUCCUCCUCGACGGUUGCGACUUCGAGCACUGGCUCGUCGUCAUGGAGAAGCCUGAAGGAGACCCAACCCGAGAUGAGAUCAUUGAUUCUUAUAUCAAAACCCUAGCUCAAGUCAUUGGAAGUGAAGAAGAAGCAAGGAUGAAGAUAUAUUCGGUUUCAACUAGGCACUACUUUGCUUUUGGGGCACUUGUAUCCGAAGAACUUUCAUACAAAAUCAAAGAGUUGCCUAGAGUUCGUUGGGUACUUCCUGACUCGUAUUUGAAUGUCAAGGAAAAAGAUUACGGAGGUGAACCCUUCAUCAAUGGACAAGCUGUACCAUAUGAUCCCAAGUAUCACGAGGAGUGGGUUAGAAACAAUGCCAGAGCAAAUGAAAGGAACAGGCGCAAUGACAGGCCUCGGAAUGCUGACAGGUCAAGAAACUUUGAUAGGAGGAGGGAAAAUGUGGUGAACCGAGACAUGCAGGGUAGGCCUCCCGUGCCAAAUCCUGGUGCUGGUGCUGGUCCUGGUCCUAACAUGAGUGGUGCACCACCCAAUAACCCAGGUGCAUACCCUCCCAACAACCAAGGCGGAUAUGCACCUCCUGGCGGCCCAGGUGGAUACACUCCUCCUGGCGGCCCAGGUGGAUACACUCCUCCUGGCGGCCCAGGUGGAUAUACUCCCAACAACCAAGGUGGAUAUGCUCCUCCUGGCGGCCCAGGUGGAUAUUCUCCUCAAAAUGCAGGUGGAUAUGCACCUCAAAAUGCUGGCGGAUACCAUCCUCAGAAUGCACCAGGUGCCUAUCCUCCCCGCAACCCACCUCCUAACACGGGGGCUGCUCCUCCAAACAGUGGCUAUGGUCAAAUGGGAGGUGUGCCACAGAAUAACUAUGGCGGCAACAUGGGAGGAGGAGUGCCUCCAAACCAGAACAUGGGCGGAGUUCCACCAAAUCAGAACAUGGGCGGAGUUCCACCAAACGCAGGAUGGUCGAACAAUGCUCCCAACAGGGACUACCAGCCUAGAGACGUUCCAAAUAGGGAUUUUGGAGGCCCAGUUGGUGGGAACACAUACACUACCUGAGGUGUGAUGAUCUGCAGAGAUUAUUCUUGUGCUACAAUGUAGAUAAAGAAGAAUUGUCCUGGAGACAACUUUGGGUUUAUUUAAUUUGGUUGAAGGAAUUAUUAUAUAGUAUUCUUACUUUUAGUCUUACUUCACUUAUUGCUCUACUUUCUAAUGAACCUGCAUGUCAUGGAAUUGAAGUUCACAAUUUUUGAAGGUUAGAUAUAAUCAUUUGUUUGCAAAC
Arachis ipaensis is the source of this 1441-nucleotide messenger RNA. RefSeq names its product multiple organellar RNA editing factor 8, chloroplastic/mitochondrial. Gene Ontology annotation, biological process: mitochondrial mRNA modification; cytidine to uridine editing. Gene Ontology annotation, cellular component: mitochondrion. Lineage: Eukaryota; Viridiplantae; Streptophyta; Magnoliopsida; Fabales; Fabaceae. The record is from RefSeq and is a predicted model, not a curated record.